CAAAUAUUAAAUCCUCCGCUCGGACAUUAAUACCUGAGACGAAGAAGGUAGAUGGUGAACUUUGGCUGGACCCCGUCCCCUUUUUCCUCUCUACUGCACCGGUCUCCGUCCGAACCCUGCGGGCCGCUACAGACUGUCUGUUUGCAGGCUGAUUUCGUUUGCUCUCGUAUAGUGCCGAGCUUCUCUCAUGACCUCCCUUCUCCAUCUCAAUUCUCCAUCUCCCCUCAUUGUCCAAUAGAUCGCCAGCCAUGGGUUGGCCCUACCGUUUCAUAGACCUUUCAACUGAAGAGGUCCAGCUUCGCAGAGAAACACUAGACCGCUAUGGCGCCUAUGCUCAUUACUCGGCCUUGGCACCGAUCGUCCUAGCCUUGCUCGUCCGCCUUGGAUCAUAUCUCCGACAACGCUGGCAGAGGAGUGCCGCCUACGACGCCGUCCCCAUCUCGCCUGUCUUGAAAGAGAGGAGACAGAGCUGGAGCGGCAACUUGGAGGCCAAAAUCCGGAAGGGCAAGUGGUGGCUGGACGAUGAUGUCUACUUCAUGGGUCAGCACUGGGGACAGAAAGACCAGUGGGUCUUUGGUUUGGCUUGGGCCUCCUGGCUACUUGUUCUGAGUGUGUUGGAGACGGGCGAUGACUACCUCCAUAUCACCAAGCGUUUCGGCAUCAUUGCCGUCUCCCAGAUUCCAUUCCAGUAUCUCCUGGCGUUGAAGAGCUUCAGCCCCAUCGCCAAAGUUUUCGGCACAUCGCACGAGGAGCUCAAUAAGUGGCACCGCGUCCUCUCCCGCGUGACGCUCUCCCUUCUCGUGUUGCACGUCAUGUUCUACCUGAACUUCUUCGUUGCAAAGGGCCUCGUUCAAAAGCGCCUCUUCGCGCCCAUUGUCUUCGCCGGCGUCGUCGCCUUUGCAACCAUGAACAUGAUGACCUCAACCGCCGCCGCCGCAGUCCGUAGGUAUUCCUACCGAAUCUUCUUUGUGACCCAUCUUGUAGGCGCCUUCGCCAUCCCGCCGCUCGUCUUCUUCCACGCCAAGUCAGCCCGUCUCUUCAUGGCCAAGGCCGUCGUCGUCCUCCUCAUCGACAUUAUUGUCCGCCGUCUUCGCACGGUCACGGCACCCUCUAAGCUUGAGACCGUCCCCGGAACGAACUUGGUCAAAAUUUCGGCCUCAAUUCCCCGGGACAAGGCCAAUGCUUUUUGCGCCCGUCCGGGUUCCCACAUCUAUCUCAGCGUUCCUCCCGCAGCGCGGCCCGGCGCCGGUCCUAUAUCCUCAAAGGCCAUGCUAUUCGAGUUCCUCUUCAACCCCUUCACCGUGGCUUCCGUCGACGAAACGGCCGGCAACCUCACCCUGGUAGCCCGCGAACUCGACGGGCCUUUGACAAAACAUCUCGGCCGCUUCGCCAACGCGGGCACUGGCACCCACGACAGCAAAGUUCCGCUAUGCAUCGAGGGCCCCUACGGCGCCGCAUCUCUUCACUUUGACAAGCUCAUCAGCUCCUCCGUCGACCGCGUCCUGCUCGUAGCCGGCGGGGUAGGUGCAACAUUCACUAUCCCCAUCUACCAGGCCAUCCUCCAGGACAAUCCCAACACCAAGGUCGACUUCGUCUGGUCCGUCCGCAGUGCGGGCGACGUGACCUGGGCCAUGUCAGCCGACAAGUCCACCAAGAGCGUCCUCGAUGACCCCAACGUCCAAAUUUACUACACUGGCGACGCCCUCAACUCGGACGCCACGGGCCCCAUGGCCGGCCUCCCCGCUGAGACAAACCCUGAGGGAGAGAUGGAGAUGAGCGCCAUUUCAUCGCACGGCCCCAGUCGGAACCGCCUUACGAGCCAGCAAUACCGCAGGCGUCCAGACCUGUGUAAGAUUAUUGACGACGUCUUCAGGAAGGGCGCCGAGGAGAGGGUCGCCGUGCUCGUGUGCGGGCCUUCAGCGAUGGGGCGGGAGGUGCGCAAGUAUGUCGGCGCGUGGGUCAUGAGGGGCCGCGAGGUGGUGUGGCACAACGAGGGCUUUGGGUGGUAGAGCGGCUGCAUGCGUGCGAAUCUGGGGUUCCCCCGGCAAAACAUGACCGAGGAAAAUCCGGGGUCGUUCCCUUGGAGGGUUUGUCUGAUCUUCUAAAAAAUACUGACAGAGAAAGAUGGGCCUGUUCGUAAAUUGUCACUUGUUGUGUCAUGGUGUUACUUGGAUGAACGGAUUCCAAAACUUGAUCAGGAGAUAAAAUACUAGAGACACUU
This is a messenger RNA of Colletotrichum navitas, 2221 nucleotides long. Its product is annotated as ferric reductase like transmembrane component. The coding region runs from base 249 to 2009 and encodes 586 amino acids. NCBI's taxonomy places the organism in Eukaryota, Fungi, Ascomycota, Sordariomycetes, Glomerellales, Glomerellaceae. Gene Ontology annotation, biological process: reductive iron assimilation. The transcript has 2 exons. The record is from RefSeq and is a predicted model, not a curated record. Gene Ontology annotation, cellular component: plasma membrane. Gene Ontology annotation, molecular function: ferric-chelate reductase activity.